This is a messenger RNA of Procambarus clarkii (red swamp crayfish), 486 nucleotides long. The record is from RefSeq and is a predicted model, not a curated record. NCBI's taxonomy places the organism in Eukaryota, Metazoa, Arthropoda, Malacostraca, Decapoda, Cambaridae.
AUGCUUCCAGGAGACAGAGUUCCAGGCAAGGUUCCAGGCAAGGUUCCAGUAGACAGAAUUCCAAGCAAGGUUCCAGGAGACAGAGUUCCAGGCAAGGUUCCAGGAGACAGAGUUCCAGGCAAGGUUCCAGGAGACAGAGUUCCAGGCAAGUUUCCAGGAGACAGAGUUCCAGGAGACAGACUUCCAGGCAAGUUUCCAGUAGACAGAGUUCCAGGCAAGGUUCCAGGAGACAGACUUCCAGGCAAGGUUCCAGUAGACAGAGUUCCAGGCAAGGUUCCAGUAGACAGAGUUCCAAGCAAGGUUCCAGGAGACAGAGUUCCAGGCAAGGUUCCAGGAGACAGACUUCCAGGCAAGGUUCCAGGAGACAGAGUUCCAGGCAAGGUUCCAGGAGACAGAGUUCCAGGCAAGGUUCCAGUAAACAGAGUUCCAGGCAAGGUUCCAGGAGACAUUCCCAUGCUAAGACUUCCGGCUUGGCUGCCACCCUGA